Messenger RNA from Xiphophorus hellerii (green swordtail), 5571 nucleotides. RefSeq names its product IKAROS family zinc finger 2 (gene ikzf2). Lineage: Eukaryota; Metazoa; Chordata; Actinopteri; Cyprinodontiformes; Poeciliidae. Gene Ontology annotation, molecular function: RNA polymerase II cis-regulatory region sequence-specific DNA binding; DNA-binding transcription factor activity. Bases 433 to 1989 code for a protein of 518 amino acids. The transcript is spliced from 8 exons. Gene Ontology annotation, biological process: regulation of transcription by RNA polymerase II. The record is from RefSeq and is a predicted model, not a curated record.
ACCGGUGGAUCCAGUUUGAUCCAUCCCUCUCUCUUUCGCUCCCUUUACCAACUUGUUGAGUCUUCCCUUUUCUUUGUUCUUGCUGUAAACGUUCGCCAUGUAACCGUUCGGUCAUAAGCCGCGUCACUUUUUUUUUUUAACGAUCCGCUGAAGUUCGAGCUGAGUUGAAUGUACAUGUCGAUAAGACGGCGUUGGUGUCGCUUUUAAAGUGGAAAACUCGACAGGGAGGAGGGGGCACGCACUUUAGAGGCUUUCACACAGCGACAGUCACCUGUAGGAGACUGCAGAUGCGCACCUCUUGAACUUUUCGCUGCCUCUCUGAGCUUGAGCAUUAGAGCUGUUUUCUUAUCGGAUGGUUACAUGUUGAUCUGGAGGAAAUAAGUUUCUAUAUCUUCCUGAAACCUCCCUGGAUAAAUUAGAACCUCUGAAGAAAUGGAAAUGGAAACUUCUGAAGACUAUUCUACUAGUAACGGCCAAUGCUCUUCCGGCAAGGAGGACUCGAGAAUGGUGGUGGAUAUGUCACCACCUAAUGUACCAGCACAUCCCCAGGGUCCUAAUUCCCCCAAUGAAGUGGCUAUAAAGCAAGAGGAAGAUCUGGUGGAAGAUGGUGACAACAGCAGCACAGCACCUGAAGAAAUGGGUCACCCAGGAGAUGAAGGAGCAACACCGGAGGAAUCUACGACUAGCAGCCCACACAAUGGACAAGAUGGGUCGGGACCAAAUGCACCAUCAGAUGCAGGGAUUCGACAGCAAAAUGGUGACAGGCCUUUCCAGUGCAACCAGUGCGGUGUAUCGUUCACCCAGAAGGGGAACCUGUUGCGACACAUUAAGCUGCACACAGGUGAAAAACCCUUCAAGUGCCCCUUCUGCAGCUAUGCUUGCCGACGCCGUGAUGCCCUCACUGGCCAUCUUCGUACUCAUGCUGUUGGCAAACCACACAAGUGCAACUUCUGUGGACGGAGUUACAAACAACGGACAUCUCUGGAGGAGCACAAAGAGCGUUGUCACAGUUACCUCAGCUUGGAUCCUGGUGCCAACACAGGCCCUUACACAGGUGAAGUUCCAAAAGGGGGCAUGGCUGAGGCCGGCAGUAUGCCAGCCUUCGAUCGGCCACCUGUCAUUGAAAGACUGCCCACUAACGUUGGCAAGAGGAAGAGCACUACACCUCAAAAAUUUGUGGGAGAAAAGCUUCGCUACAGCUACCCUGAUAUCGGCUAUCAUGAGAUGCGCUUGAAAUAUGAAAAUCAUCCUGAAUUGAUACCACCCCACAUGAUGGACCAGGCUAUCAACAAUGCCAUGACAUACUUGGGAUCAGAUAGCCUCCGUCCUAUGCUCCACCAUCCAGGUCCAUCUGUAUCUAUGGCUGAGGUUGUUCCCAUUGUCAAUCCCCUGUAUCACCAUGUUCUACCAUUUAGCCAGCAACCAGAGCGUCCAGGAAACUGCGAAACACUUCCACCACAUCCACCCCAAUCCCAAGAAUUUCCGAGCCACCCCACUUCGAAUGGCCCUACGUCCUUAACUCGGCAGAACAAGCAACCUCAGGCAUCACAGGAGGAAUCAGCAAGCAACAGCGGCGUUGAUUCGGCUGACUCGGCUCGAAGCAGCCCUCAGGAAAGGCAGGGGUACCUGAACUCCAGCGCAGCUGCAGUCCUCAGGUCACGAGCCAGUCCAGUUGUGGGCUCUGGUGAGCGAGUUAUUGAUGCGUCACCCAGGAGUGGGACAGGAGUGGGAACAGGGAUGAUGCGUUUGGCAACAGAGCGGCCAAUGGGCCAUGAAGGGGUGCGGGUGUUCGCUCGAGACGGCCACGAGCUGCGAGCCUUUCAGUGUGAACACUGUCGACUGCUCUUUCUGGACCACGUCAUGUACACCAUCCACAUGGGUUGCCACGGUUACAGAGAUCCCCUGGAGUGCAACAUCUGUGGUCACCGAAGCAAAGAUCGCUAUGAGUUCUCUUCGCACAUAGUUCGAGGGGAGCACACUUUCCAUUAAAAGGGACAAAAGGGAAGCAAGCGGGAAGCUUUGGGAAAAAGACAAGCAUUAACCUGCUACCCAUCCCUUCCCUGUGAAAGUGCAUAAAACAGUGACACUGUAGGCAAGUGUAGCACAAUCAAAGACUACUUUUUAAGCUACUGGUUGUAAAUUGGAGCUGUUGAACAAUCACAUGAAGGUAUGGGCCAAAGACUUAUUUUGUACUUAUUUAACUAACUUAGAACAAAGAAGGUUUUUUUUCCUCUUUUUUAACCAAUUAAUUGUUUAUGAGAGCAGCUGCCAGCUUUUUGCCCGUUUUUUAUUUUAAUUUUACAUUUUAGCUUUUGAGUUUUAAAGUUUGUUCAGCUGCAAAACUCACUGUUACAUAGUCAUGUACCAUGAAGACUCAAUAAAAUGUAAGAAAAAUGGAAAGUAGCUUAGACCAAUCUCACCAGUGCAUUACUGAACUGACUGUGGAAAUUUAGAACAAAAAGAGAAAGGUGUAAUUUAAUUAAAAUAAGAUGAGAGGAGACAUGCCAGUCCCACUGGCAACACAAUGGCCACACAAUGUCAAAGUAGUUUUAUAAUCAAAUACAUUUUAGAAGUGAAAAUGUAACGUUUUUAAAAUUAUACAACAGAUUUCAAAAGGAUAUUCUGUUAUACAUGUACAUCAGUGUCAAUCUGAAUUAAUCCAUGGAUCCUUUGGUAAUUGGAUGUGCUUCUUAGAGAAAAAUGACAAAAACCAACAAACCUAUCAUCCUAUGCUGACAUUGGGAGGUGCUGUUCUUCUUUACACAUUAAUACCAUGGUUUUAUUUCUGUUUAAACCUUCAUGACCUCAAAAAACAGCUUGUAUUUCAAUUCAAUAUUUGCAUUUUAAAACUUUUUUUUUCCCAAUACUGGUUUGUGAUGUGCAAAUUCAAUUAUCAAGGUAUUCAUGGUCCCAAAUCUCAUCAUUCCAAACUUGUAGUUAUACUGUAAAAAUAUGAAAACAGAAUUUUUGGACACAUGCGCUUACAAGAUUAAGUCGCAGACUAUGAAGAUAAGCAUGCUGAAAGGUAAACAGUACCCUGAUUGUUGCCUUAUUGUUCAUAUUCAUAUCAAAUCUCAGACUUAUUCUUUUCAGUCUUUUCUGUAACAUUCCAAGUACUCCAUAGAUACGCAUAAAUGUAUUUGUUUCCCUAGAGCUGCAACUCUAGCACAGCGCUACAUUCACAAAUAUGAACAAUUAUCAUCUUUUUAAAUAGAUACUAUUAUAAAAAAUGACAGUUAUUGUAACUGUCAGUCACAAUAAUAUUUUGUUGUUGGCACAGGGGACUAUGUUCAAGUUUCAGACUUGAACAUAGUCACACUUUGGUUGCAAAAACAAAGACUUCAAACUUAACUUUGAAGGCUUAAAACUUAUUUAGAUGUGUGGUGUUAGCAACAUUUUUAUUAUUUUAUCAGGAGUAUCAAUAUUCCCAGCUUUUCAUAAUAAAAGUAUUUCCUGUUUUGUUCAUUCAGAAAUGAUACAUUCUCUCUAAUUUAUUUACUACAUGUAACAGGGUGCCUUGGAACAAGUUCACUGCUUAGACUUUACAUCAAUGUCUAAACAUUUGACACCAGAUAUUUUAAGAUCAAAUUAAACUUAAUAUCAAAUAUUUAAAAUAUAUAAAUGUAACAUGGCUUAAUAAUAAACACAUUACAGUUUAUUACAUGCAGGGAAAUUACUUUUGAACAUGCUAGUAAAUUAAAUGCAAAGGCCACUUACCUAUUUGCUUGUAAGAGAGGGAUUUAAACCAUUGGGCAACAAAGAUUUAUUACAAAGAUACAGACACCCUUUCUGAUGUACCUCACUUUUUAAUCUUUUUGGAUUUAAACAUGAAACCAUAUGACUUGGUAUAAUAUAAAAUGUGUAUUUUUGUUGCAUAGUAGAUAUAUGCAGGUUGCACUGUUUGUCCUUUUUGUGCAUUAUCACCAUUGCAAAGAAACGGUUUACUGAUGCUGAAGCUAAAGUUUUGCGCUUCGUUGGUUUUCAUCUGCGGUUUUAUUAGGCCUAUCUUUCGCUAAUGGAGCUGCUCUUUUAUCUUCUCCUCUUCAACCUUCAUCUCACGAAUAAGCAAGUACACACUAAUGUAUGUUAGUUUCCUUCACUUUGAAUCUUGCUUUUCUCACUUGCUAUAUGCCAUUACAAUCAUGUAUGACCUUUAACAGCAAAGAUCAAGAAAGGAGCAGUAUGAGCUAGGGGAUAAGUGAACAGAGUGUGGUUUCCCUACGUACAAUAGUACUAAUCUAAAGGAACUUCCAAAAACUACAGCAUAUCAACUUUUAUACCCUUCAUCAUCUAAGAAAUAUGUAUUAAAAUUAUGUUAAGGCCAUCUACAAACUUCUUACUGUAGUUCAUUGAAGCAUAGCAAAUUUGGGUUAAAGAGCUGGUCCUUUCAUAGCUUCUCAGCACUGUGCUCAGUACAGUAGAUCAUGGUCAUGCACUUUAUGUAUCUGUCUAGGCAAUGCUAUUUUAAUGCAGGCAUAACAGAAAACAAUGCAGUUUAUUCAUAGAACAAUCAUGGAGCAGCAUAAAAAAGGCAAAACUUUGUGUUUUUUUCUGAUAUCUUAUGAAUAUGCUUGUUUGGUUAUUUUUAUGUAAGACAUUCUGCAAGAUAUAAGCAUUAUUUGUUUCACACAACUUUUCCUUUUUUUUAAACAAUCCUGUAAGUUUCCUGUAUUCAUGAAAUCAAUAGGCAGCUUUUUUCUUGUUUACAUGUUGCCUCUUAGCAUAAGAACUCAUGGUAAGGUUUUGGUAUUGGAAAUUGUUUACACCUUGCAGCUUUUAUAUUCAAUCUUUUCAUUAUUUUGUCUAUUUACCACUGUAUACAUUUAGUUUCUGCAAAUGUUUAUGUUUUAGAAAGGGGGUAUUAUGGAAAAACAAGCUUUUAAUGUAUUGCUAAUUGCAUUUUCCUUAUGUUUAUAAGCUCAACUUGUAGGUAUAAUACAACUCUACCUGUCUGUCUUAUCCAAGCAGCCAUAUAAACAAAACAAACAAAAAAGUCUUCUUUCACCCUCUGUGUAACUGAGGACUUUACUUGAAAAUUCUAAUCAUUGCUAAUGCUACAUGUUGUGUUUUUUGUAAGUUUUGAUGACGAGCCUAGUAAAUGUCUAUUUUUCUGCUGAAAUGUUAAUACGAAUAGUUUUGUGAACUUUGUAUGGUUUUGAAGUUUAACAAAUGUUUACAAAAUUGUACAAGGAGUGGUUCUGGGUGCAUAAUAAUGAUAUUGGCACUGAAUAUUGAAAUUAUUCAGGAACAUGUGCCGACUGAUGAGUUUUCAUAUUGACAGACUUUCUAAUGUAAGGGCUCUCAGGAAUUUGAAUAGGCCUUGUAUUUUUUAUGUAGUUUAUUUAUCGAGAAAGAUGCGCGGAGAUUUCAGUUUCUCUGGUGCCUCUUAACACUCAAAGUGGUGAAGGAAGUUGUUCAGCCUUGUAUUUUCUUUCUAUGCUCUUUUUUAUCCUCAUUGUCUUUAUUUUUACUUUGCAUCAUUGACUAUAUGAAGACACACAGCUGUGAACAUUGCAGUGUACAUUUUAAGGCAUGAUUUCCCUUAAUUAAAGAAAUGGUUUUACUGCUUCA